Messenger RNA from Pollicipes pollicipes, 936 nucleotides. Its product is annotated as histone H2A. The record is from RefSeq and is a predicted model, not a curated record. Gene Ontology annotation, molecular function: DNA binding; structural constituent of chromatin; protein heterodimerization activity. The coding region runs from base 68 to 439 and encodes 123 amino acids. NCBI's taxonomy places the organism in Eukaryota, Metazoa, Arthropoda, Thecostraca, Pollicipedomorpha, Pollicipedidae. Gene Ontology annotation, cellular component: nucleosome. The transcript has a single exon.
GAGUCAAUAACCCUGACGCGCGGCCGCGCUCGCCAGCCAGUCAUCUGCACUGCAUAGCACAUCAACCAUGUCCGGACGCGGCAAGGGCGGCAAGGUGAAGGGCAAGUCCAAGUCUCGCUCGUCGCGGGCUGGACUCCAGUUCCCGGUCGGUCGUAUCCACCGUCUGUUGCGCAAGGGCAACUAUGCCGAGCGCGUUGGCGCCGGCGCGCCGGUGUACCUGGCCGCCGUCAUGGAGUACCUGGCCGCUGAGGUGCUCGAGCUGGCAGGCAACGCCGCUCGCGACAACAAGAAGACCAGGAUCAUCCCCCGCCACCUGCAGCUGGCCAUCCGCAACGACGAGGAGCUCAACAAGCUGCUGUCGGGCGUGACCAUCGCCCAGGGUGGUGUGCUGCCCAACAUUCAGGCCGUCCUGCUGCCCAAGAAGACCGAGAAGAAGUAAGCAGCGUCCGCACGCACGCGUGUCAGCGCACAACAGGCCUUUUUAAAGGCCACGCAAUCGGCAUCUUUCGAGAGCGAUCGCACGGUGUCACCCAACCGGCCAACGGCCGAUGGCAGAGUGCCUCUGGCAUGGCGCAAAACGUAGACGAGAAACGUGGCCGGGAUUGAAGGCCGGGCACUGGCGUGUGCCAUUUCUGAUUGGAUCUGAUUUAUUCUCAUUUUUAUGUAUUGUUGAUCCGUGCCAUCGCACAGCCCUGACGAGAAUCGAAAUAGGCCGUCAAAAGGCGGAGACGAUAAAGCAGCGCAGUGUGCCGAACAGGAACGGCACUGGCGCCAGAGUGCCUCUGGCAUGGCGCAAAACGUAGACGAGAAGCGUGGCCGGGAUUCAAAGCCCGGCACUGGCAUGCGCUAUUUCUUAUUGAAUCUUAUUUACUCUCAUUUGUUUUUAUGCAUUGUUGAUCCGCGCCAUUGCGCAGCGCUGACGGCAACAGACGGCAA